Messenger RNA from Oncorhynchus nerka (sockeye salmon), 429 nucleotides. Its product is annotated as tuberin-like. The record is from RefSeq and is a predicted model, not a curated record. NCBI's taxonomy places the organism in Eukaryota, Metazoa, Chordata, Actinopteri, Salmoniformes, Salmonidae. Gene Ontology annotation, molecular function: GTPase activator activity. The annotation marks the transcript as partial. The transcript is spliced from 3 exons. Gene Ontology annotation, biological process: regulation of cell cycle; positive regulation of GTPase activity; negative regulation of phosphatidylinositol 3-kinase/protein kinase B signal transduction. Gene Ontology annotation, cellular component: TSC1-TSC2 complex; cytoplasm; nucleus.
AGUAAGCUGUACAGCCUGCCAGCCAGCCACGCUAGUCGAGUGUACGAGCUGCUGAUCGGACACCUGCAGCUGCACUACAAGAGCAAGUACAGCUCCGCUGUGGCCUGCAGCAUACGACUACAGGUGUUUGACUUCCUCCUGAUGAUGAGAACUGACUCCCUCCAUCGUCUGGGGUUCCUCAGUAAAGACGGGGUUCUGAGGUUCAGUCCGUACUGCCACUGUGACAUGGGGGAGCCAGAGAAACGAGGGAGUGAGAAGAAGCCUGCAGGCUCAGUGUCUCCCCCUGCUGGCAGUCCUGCCCCCUCCUCCUCCUCCACCACCACUACUCCCUCCUCCUCCUCCACCACCACUACUCCCUCCUCCUCCAUCCGUACAGCCUGCCUGCCCUACUCACCUGCCUUUAAUGUGCUGCUACAGUGCCUGAAGAUG